UAGUACCCUUAUUUAUAAGAAUUAAAAAUUUUUGUAUACUUAAAUAACAAAAAUAAAGAACAAAAUAAGUAACCAUUACUUCACUUUUCUUGUGUGUUAUUCACCAACUUCAAUUUUCCAGAUCUUAUUAUUUAGUUUUAGAGAAUCCAAAGACCUGCCACUUCCUUUUUCGCUCUCUCUCAUUCUCUGCAUUAUUCACCUUCCAUUCCAACUCCAAUUUUCCAAAUUUUAUUUUCCAAAAUCUAAUAGUGUAUUUUCCAAAGUUAAUUCCCAAAAUCAAACAGAAAAUUAGAUCCCACUACAUUACAAAUAACCACAAUGCCAACAACAUUUUUCACAUCAUCACCCCAGAAAAACUCCGCCAAUAACCCGCCAAUAGUCCACGUCCUUCCUCUUCUCAAUAUGUCCUCCAUCCUCCUCCUAUCCAUUCUCUCUCUCUCCCUUCUCUUUUCCCUUUCCUCCUCCGCCGCCCGCCGAUCCCCCCAGCCUCCUCAUAAGGCCUCUGUCUCCUCCGCAUCCUCCUCUGCGAUUCAUCAAGCAUGCAUGUCCACUCGCUUUCCCGAACUAUGCGAAUCCUGCAUCGCACGAUCACCUUCCCUCCCUCCCAACCCAACCCCAAUCCAGAUGAUCAAUUCUGCCAUUGGGGUUUCUACCCAGAACCUGAAAACCGCUCAGGGCAUGGUGAAAUCCAUCCUGGACGCUUCAUCGGGAAACCAUAACCGUUCAACAGCGGCAAAGAUGUGCUUGGAGGUCCUUUCCUACUCGUUUCGCCGAACUGAAUUGGCGGUUGAUGCGUUGACACAUGGCAAGAUCAAGGAUGCACGUGCAUGGAUGACCGCGGCCCAUGGGUACCACUUCGAGUGCUGGAGCGUGCUCAAGUACACGAACGACACGAGCCUCGUAGACAAAACAAUGGCGUUUUUGAACACCUUGAUUGUGUACAGCAGUAAUGCGUUGAGCAUGAUGAUGGCGUAUGAUUAUUUCGGGGACAACAUGGGCUCGUGGGCUCCACCCAAAACAGAGCGAGACGGAUUUUAUGGGGGAAGCAGAUCAGCCAGGAAAGGCGGAUUGGGGUUUAAAGGGGGAUUUCCGUCAAAUUUAAAGGUGAAUGUUACGGUGUGCAAAGACGGGAAGGUGGGGUGUUACACGACGGUGCAAGCAGCCGUUAACGCCGCGCCGGAUAACGAAAUGGGACGUCGGUUUGUGAUUCAUAUAAAAGAAGGGGUUUAUGAGGAGACAGUUAGAGUUCCGUUUGAGAAAAAGAAUGUGGUGUUUUCGGGAGAUGGCAUGGGCAGAACGGUCAUUACAGGGUCUUUAAAUGUGGGGCAGCCCGGGAUGACAACCUACAAUUCAGCCACGGUUGGAGUUAUUGGAGAUGGGUUUAUGGCGAGUGGCCUAACGAUCCAGAACACGGCAGGUCCGGAUACCCACCAGGCAGUAGCUUUUAGAUCAGAUAGUGAUCUCUCUAUCAUUGAGAAUUGUGAAUUCAUUGGCAAUCAAGAUACUCUGUAUGCUCGCUCACUCCGCCAAUUCUACAAAAAAUGUCGUAUUCAGGGGAAUGUGGACUUCAUUUUUGGAAAUUCUGCUGCAAUAUUCCAAGAUUGUGAGAUUUUAGUUGCUCCUCGACAAGUGAACCCCGAAGAGGGUGAGAACAAUGCCAUUACUGCUAAUGGCAGGAUAGACCCUGCCCAAACAACGGGUUUUGUUUUUCAGAAUUGUUUGGUCAAUGGCACUGAGGAUUACAUGAAAUAUUAUUACAGCAAGCCUCAAGCACACAAGAAUUUCUUGGGAAGACCUUGGAAGGAGUACUCAAGAACAGUUUUCAUUCAGUGUACCUUUGAGGAACUCAUUCAUCCUGAUGGGUGGAUGCCAUGGAGUGGUGACUUCGCAUUGAAAACACUUUUCUAUGGAGAAUAUCAGAAUUCUGGACCAGGAUCUGAUGUAUCUAAGAGGGUGCAAUGGAGUUCCCAGAUUUCGGCUGAUCAUGUUUUCCUGUACUCGGUCCGAAAUUUCAUUCAAGGAAAUGAGUGGAUUCCAACAUCCUCAUUAAAAUAUCAAAAACAUAAGUUCUUAGGAGUUUAGAUCAAAUUAGGAUCUAAAGUUGCGCUGAGUGCUCAUCUUCUCUUUCUAUAUUAUAAAAAAUGUUAAAUUCU
Messenger RNA from Rubroshorea leprosula, 2153 nucleotides. The record is from the annotation of a GenBank genome assembly. Lineage: Eukaryota; Viridiplantae; Streptophyta; Magnoliopsida; Malvales; Dipterocarpaceae.